Molecule: messenger RNA, 804 nt
Organism: Sardina pilchardus (European sardine)
Lineage: Eukaryota; Metazoa; Chordata; Actinopteri; Clupeiformes; Clupeidae
Exons: 3
Coding region: 69-749 (226 amino acids)
Source: RefSeq, a predicted model, not a curated record
GGUCAACCACUCUACUGAAAUCAAUCCUGUUAGGGGAAUUCACCAGCAUCCUUCAUCUAUCAGGAACCAUGGUGCGUCCAGGUGUGCUGACCAGGCUGCUCCUGCUCUCUCUCCUUUCCUCUGGGACUACAGGUGUGGAGAAAAUGGAUACCAAUAGACUAAAACAAAUCAUCAUGGAAAUUGAGAAUAGGUACCAACCACGAAAUGGUGCUAAGGUCCUUCAGCAUGCUAUUGCCGUCCGAUUUCCCAGUGAUCAAUGUACGGCUAAAACUGAUCUGAGCUUCGAAGACUUGCCUGAAGGUGGCGAUGUGCGUCCAAGACUAAAAGAAAAAGGGGGAAUUUUUGGACAUUCACAUCUGGUUGCUGCUCGGCCUGUUGGUAAAGGCCGUCCGGCCAAGCAUUCAGAGUUCAUUUUGCUAAUGAAAAAAGAUCAGGGGAAAACUCCCAUGGAAAAACUGACCUCGGGCCACCUUGAUGACUGUAUGAUAUUCUACACCUACAACUCCCCCUGCAUGAAGCAAUGCCAAAUGGAUGGACAUCCAAGAAAUAUCUUGACAGCUGUUGAAGAGCUUUGGGGUACUGUCACUGGCCCUAAGGCCUUUGUGUACAAUACAGUCUAUCAGGAUACAGGUAGUUCAGACCUGCUGCCCCUGGCGGGAAAGGUGUCCUUGUACCGCUGCUUUAAUGGUGAAUGUUUUGAUUGCGGAAACACAGUCGAAACCAUUGAAAACAAUAAAUGUGUAACAUAGGUGGUGGAGGAGUAAAUCAGCACAGCUCAUUUUGCAGCCGCUGUUUACAUUUUCU